AUGAAGACACUGUGGCUGAGGGUCUCCACAAGCUGGGGCGCUCAGCCUCUGGUAUCGAAUACGUUUAUCUUAAUCUGUCGCUUUCAACACAUCCAGCUGGAGGGACCCUGGGGCACCUCUUCAAUGUCUCCUGCUACUGUGUAUCUCUUGGGAGAGCGGGAUCUUUCUUGUAUCAGUCACAUGCCUCACUUACUAGAACUGAAUGCUUCCAACAAUGAAUUGACUACAUAUUUUGGUUUUAAACCACCUAAAAAUCUCAAGGAAGUAGAUUUUUCAUACAAUCAAAUACCUAAAAUGCAAGAUUUGUCAGCAUACCAGUCACUUACUAAACUCUUGCUGGAUUUUAAUAACAUAAAGGAGAUAAGAGGACUAGAGAAGUGUCACAGUCUGACUCAUCUUAGUUUGUCACACAACAGACUCAUUGCAAUCAGUGGCCUUGAGAAUUUACCUAUCAGAAUACUCAAUCUGAGCUCUAACCAGAUUGAAAAGAUAACUGGGUUGGACAGCUUGAAAACUCUACAGAAGCUGGACCUAUCUAGCAAUAAAAUAACUAGUCUAGAAGGCUUGGAGGAACAUGAUCUACUAGAGAUGAUCAACCUAGAGGAUAACCAGAUUGCUGAGCUGCGUGAACUUGAAUGUAUUGAAGAUCUGCCUCUCCUCAGAGUUUUAAAUCUUUUGAAAAAUCCUGUACAGGAGCAAACAGAUUAUUGGCACUCAGUGAUUUUCACGUUGCUCCAGCUAACAGAACUGGAUCUCAAGAAGAUUUCAGUGGAAGAAAAGGUUGCUGCUGUGAAUAAAUACGAUCCUCCUCCAGAAGUUGUUGCUGCUAAAGAUCAUAUGACUCAUGUUAUGUAUAGCGUGCUGCAGCCCCAGAGAAUCUUUGACAGCACUUUACCUAGUCUUGAUGCUCCCUACCCCAUGCUGGUAUUAGUUGGCCCUCUAGCCUGUGGUAAGAGAGAGCUUACUCAUAAGAUCUGCAGACAGUUCAACAAUUUCUUCAGAUACAGUCCCUGUCACACUACCAGGGCAGCUUACUUUGGUGAAGAAAACAGACUUGAUUACUAUUUCAUUUCUCAAGAAGCAUUUGACAAAAUGGUGAACACAGGGAAGUUUAUAGCAACCUUUAAAUACAGUGGCUAUUACUACGGACUUGGAAGAGACACUGUAGAAUCAAUUGCCAGAGAGGGUCUUGCAACCUGUGUUCACUUAGAAAUAGAGGGUGUGCGUAGCUUGAAAAAUACGUACUUUAAACCCAGAUAUAUCCUGUUAGUACCAAUGAACAAAGAAAAAUAUGAAGGACAUCUGCGGAGGAAAGGAUUAUUCAGCAGGCCAGAGAUUGAAGAGGCAGUCUCCAGAGUGGACAUGUACAUCAAAAUAAGUCAGGAUUUUCCAGGGUACUUUGAUGCAGUAGUCAACACAGAUGAAUUGGAUGAGGCAUUCACAGAGCUGAGUUUCCUCGUAAAGUCAUACCUGGGUUUGGAGCCACCUGCAGUUUUUGAUAGCACUCAGGACUUGAAUAGCAGAGCAGGAGCAGGUUCAAGAAUACGGCUCUUACAAGAGCAAAGAUUGUCACCAGGUGGAGUAAUUACUGGAACUUCUCGGUCUUCAUCUGUCAAUGAGUUCCUGGACUCUUCUGCCAAAAACUAUCCAGGAGGCAUCUCGGACAAACUUGCCGCACAACUGGGCUCUGUGGAAGAAGCGUCUCUCCAAAGGCGUUGUUCUGCAGCACGUCAGGCUCUGUCAGGGAAGGCGCCUAGUGCAUAUGUCCAGCUGUUUCAAAGGGACCUGGCAGUCACUCCUGCACCAAGCAGCUCCCGUCAACAAUUACUGGAACCAACAAUACAUGCUCCUCUGCUCUCAGAUGGAAGGAAUGUCACCCAAGACCAGAGCUUCCCCCUGACAAACCCAGAGAGCCGCUGCAGAGAAUCUGGUCCUGCUAGCAGACUAUUUCUAAACUCACCUGGUGCACCUGCUGGUGAAGGUCUGUUGGUUCGGACCCCUGUUCCCCAUGCUCGUCUCACUGAAGAAGCCAAAGGUGAACAUGAAGAUCCAAGAGGAACUAAAAAUGGAGUGGACAGACUGAAAGAGACUGAACUCCCUAGUGACAAUCUUCAGAGCAAAACCAGCAAGUCCAAGACUGGUUCUUCUCAUGUGCCUCAGCUCAUCAACUGGCCAGGCUCCCACUCCAAACCUGUCCUACCUCCAAUCCCGUCUGGGCGGAAGAGGACCAAUCCUUGA
This is a messenger RNA of Fulmarus glacialis (Northern fulmar), 2238 nucleotides long. RefSeq names its product leucine-rich repeats and guanylate kinase domain containing (gene LRGUK). Bases 1 to 2238 code for a protein of 745 amino acids. Lineage: Eukaryota; Metazoa; Chordata; Aves; Procellariiformes; Procellariidae. The record is from RefSeq and is a predicted model, not a curated record. The transcript has 20 exons. Gene Ontology annotation, molecular function: protein binding; GMP kinase activity. Gene Ontology annotation, cellular component: cytosol.